CGCGCGGCUUUGCCCCCUUUUCCGGUCGGCGUGCUGUGCGAGUGGAGCGUCCGCGGUUCCCGGGCCUUCGCCAUGAGCGUCCCGGCCUUCAUCGACAUCAGUGAGGAAGACCAGGCUGCUGAACUCCGGGCUUAUCUGAAAUCUAAAGGAGCUGAGAUCUCAGAAGAGAACUCAGAAGGCGGACUUCAUGUGGAUUUAGCCCAGAUCAUUGAAGCCUGUGAUGUGUGUUUGAAGGAAGAUGAUAAAGAUGUUGAAAGUGUGAUGAACAGCGUGGUAUCCCUGCUUUUGAUCCUGGAACCAGACAAGCAAGAAGCUUUGAUUGAAAGCCUGUGUGAAAAGCUGGUCAAGUUUCGGGAAGGGGAACGCCCGUCUCUGAGACUGCAGCUGCUAAGCAACCUUUUCCAUGGAAUGGAUAAGAAUACUCCUGUAAGGUACACGGUGUAUUGCAGCCUCAUUAAAGUGGCAGCGUCUUGUGGGGCCAUCCAGUACAUUCCAACUGAGCUGGAUCAGGUUAGAAAAUGGAUUUCUGACUGGAAUCUCACCACUGAGAAGAAGCACACCCUUUUAAGGCUUCUUUAUGAGGCACUCGUGGACUGUAAGAAAAGUGAUGCUGCUUCAAAAGUCAUGGUGGAAUUACUUGGAAGUUACACAGAGGACAAUGCUUCCCAGGCUCGAGUUGAUGCCCACAGGUGUAUUGUACGAGCACUGAAAGACCCAAAUGCAUUUCUUUUUGACCAUCUUCUUACUUUGAAACCAGUGAAGUUUUUGGAAGGCGAGCUUAUUCAUGAUCUUUUAACCAUUUUUGUCAGUGCUAAAUUGGCAUCAUAUGUCAAGUUCUAUCAGAAUAAUAAAGACUUCAUUGAUUCACUUGGGCUAUUACACGAACAGAAUAUGGCAAAAAUGAGACUACUUACUUUUAUGGGAAUGGCAGUAGAAAACAAGGAAAUUUCUUUUGAUACAAUGCAGCAAGAACUCCAGAUUGGAGCUGAUGAUGUUGAAGCAUUUGUUAUUGAUGCGGUAAGAACUAAAAUGGUCUACUGCAAAAUUGAUCAGACUCAGAGAAAAGUAGUUGUCAGUCAUAGCACACAUCGGACAUUCGGAAAACAGCAGUGGCAACAACUGUAUGAUACACUCAAUGCCUGGAAACAAAACUUGAACAAAGUGAAAAACAGCCUUUUGAGUCUUUCUGAUACCUGAUUUUUUUAUGCAUAUAAUUUUGUUCUGUUGGGAGAAAACAAAACCUAAAUCAUAGUAAAACAUUAUAAACUAAAAUUUGACUAGUCUGGGCAUUUAUUAACUCAAAUCGCCAACUACAGAGGCUAGAAAGUAGAUUGUCUGAAAUAACACUUGUUGUAUUCUGUGAGGAAGGAUAUGAAGGAGCAGCACACACUUUGAGAAAAGGAUAAAUGAGAGAGAAAGUGCAAAUUCAAAGAACUCUUGAGUGACAGAGUAGAUGUAGGAUUCCAUCACCGGACAGAAUGCAGAAGUGAGGGCCUGUAGAGCUGUAGGUGGCUCUUCAUUCGUAAAGGCUACCUCAGAUUUGUUACUACAGCACGUCGCCACUGGAAGCCUUACCAGCAUUAUUUUAAUCUGUUGUAAUUUCUAUCAGGUCUUCUGCUUUUCUUUUUUUAGGCUGACGGUCAUUUUCUAAGCCAAGGAACUUCUCAAUUUCAUUGAUUUGAUUUGUUACCAGGCUCUGCCACUUCUCUUCACCAGAAGCAGCAGCUAAGUCAGUGGCGUCUUUACUCUCGAUUGCCUGCAAAUGGCUUAGUAGCGGAGCUGAGCUCAGAGGCUUUGUGUUCACCUAGGAAAGAUCAAGUCUGAAAUUAUAACACUGAAAUUAUAACACAAAAGGCUGGCUUCACAAACUGUUCAGGCUCUGAAAUCUUGAGCAGGUGAUAACGCUGCCAAUUUCUUAGCUGAUUCCCAGUAAUUGUUUACAGUUUUCUGGUGCCAGAGCUUCUGAACAGUAUGAAUUUGUAGGCUUCGGUAGAAGCUCUUCAAGAUCUAAUAUAUUCCAGGGAUACCAUAAAUGUUUUCUAGAAGGUCUUGGCCUUGCAUUAAAAGAUAUUUAAAACAAUGCAGAUAAAAUAGUUUGUCGUCUUUACCCUUCCCUUUCCAUGCAUGUCUGUGUUUUGUAUCUUCUAUCAAAACUAGGGGAAAUUAAAAUUUCUAAACUAUAAAAACUGCCUUUUACUCAUGCUUCCGCGCACCAUUGUUAAAGAAACAGGAAAGAGUAGUGAGGUAUUUGGAAGUUGGCGUUCGUCCAAGGUGCUGCAUUGGGUC
Molecule: messenger RNA, 2286 nt
Organism: Lepus europaeus (European hare)
Lineage: Eukaryota; Metazoa; Chordata; Mammalia; Lagomorpha; Leporidae
Gene: EIF3M
Product: eukaryotic translation initiation factor 3 subunit M
Exons: 11
Coding region: 73-1197 (374 amino acids)
Biological process (GO): cytoplasmic translational initiation
Cellular component (GO): cytoplasm; eukaryotic translation initiation factor 3 complex
Molecular function (GO): translation initiation factor activity
Source: RefSeq, a predicted model, not a curated record